GCAAGCACCGCCUAGUCCUGCCCACAACAACUGCUUACAGCUCGGUUAUGAAAAGACGAGCUUUUGAUUCACAAUAACAGUAAAGACUCGCAGCUUCACUUGAAAAGCUACUGUAUCGCAUUCUGUCUCAUUGAUAUUUCCCGAAGUCACCGCGGUUUACAGCGCUGCUCGUGCACUUGAGCUUUUGUGCUUUUCACGGAAGAAUCCUAACUGACAGAUUUAAUGAUGACGACAUCAUGGAGUGAUCGACUUCAGGACUAUGCAGACCUCCCGGCAAACAUGGACGGCCUGGCGAUGAAGAAAUACAGGAGAGAGGCCUAUCAUAGAGUGUUUGUGAACAGAAGUCUGGCCAUGGAAAAGAUUAAAUGCUUUGGCUUUGACAUGGAUUACACUUUAGCAGUGUACAAAUCGCCUGAAUAUGAGUCUUUGGGCUUUGAUCUGACUGUGGAGCGACUGGUGUCCAUUGGCUACCCACAGGAACUUCUCGGGUUUGUUUAUGAUCCGACUUUCCCUACAAGAGGCCUGGUGUUUGACAACAUGUAUGGCAAUCUCCUGAAGGUAGAUGCUUACGGAAACAUCCUGGUCUGUGUCCAUGGCUUUAACUUUCUGCGAGGGCCUGACAUCCGAGAACUCUACCCCAACAAGUUUAUCCAGCGCGAUGACACAGAGCGCUUCUACAUCCUCAACACACUCUUUAACCUUCCAGAAACAUACCUUUUAGCCUGCCUGGUUGACUUCUUCUCAAACUGUGACCGAUAUUCCAGGGGGAGAGAGCUUUCCUGUUUGGCUCGGACAACCUCAAACAAGGGAAGACUGUCCCAUUUAAACAUGUCUGACUGUCGAUAAAGUGUGUCAGUGCUGGCGCUCGGCCUCUUACUCUGCUGUCCAUUUGUUCUUUCUAAACCUUCAGCUGUGAAACGGGCUUUAAAGAUGGAGACCUCUUCAUGUCUUUCAAGAGCAUGUUCCAAGAUGUCCGAGAUGCAGUAGACUGGGUUCAUUUUAAGGGAACACUGAAGGAGAAAACAGUGGAAAACCUGGAGAAGUACGUUGUAAAGGAUGCAAAGUUGCCAUUGCUGCUGAGCCGUAUGAAUGAAGUCUCCAAAGUCUUCUUAGCCACCAACAGUGACUACAAGUACACACAUAAAAUUAUGACAUACUUGUUUGACUUCCCCCAUGGCCCAAAGCAUGGCACUCCACAUCGUCCAUGGCAGUCGUACUUCGACCUCAUCCUAGUGGAUGCCCGAAAGCCUUUAUUUUUUGGAGAGGGAACGGUUCUGAGACAGGUGGAUACGACCACAGGGCGGCUGAAGAUAGGGACGUACACUGGACCUUUACAACAUGGCAUUGUAUACUCUGGAGGUUCUUCUGAUAUUGUGUGUGAUCUGCUCGGAGCAAAAGGAAAGGAUAUUUUGUACAUUGGGGAUCAUAUUUUUGGAGAUAUCCUGAAGUCCAAGAAGCGACAGGGUUGGCGAACGUUCCUGGUGAUUCCUGAAUUGGCUCAGGAGCUGCAUGUGUGGACUGAUAAAAGCUCUCUGUUCGAGGAACUUCAGGGUUUGGACAUUUUCUUGGCAGAACUAUACAAGCAUUUGGACAGUAGCAGCAAUGAGAGGCCAGAUAUCAGUGCCAUCCAGAGAAGAAUGAAGAAAGUGACACAUGACAUGGACAUGUGUUAUGGAAUGAUGGGAAGUCUGUUUCGCAGUGGUUCUCGGCAGACUCUGUUUGCGUCUCAGGUGAUGCGUUACGCUGAUCUCUACGCUGCAUCAUUCAUCAACCUGCUCUACUACCCUUUCAGCUACCUGUUUAGAGCCGCUCAUGUGCUGAUGCCCCAUGAGUCCACAGUAGAACACGCUCAUGUAGAGACCGACACAGAGUCUCCUCUGGCCACACGUAACCGCCACUGUGUGGACUGCAAAGACAUCGACUGCAAAAGAAACCAGCUCACACGCUCCAUCAGCGAAAUCAAACCACCGCAUCUGUUCGCUCAACCACCACAGGAAAUCACACACUGCCACGAUGAAGACGAUGAUGAAGAAGAAGAGGAAGAGGAGGAGGAGUAGACGGUUUUGACCAUUUGAAGGGUAAAACACGCUGGAUGAUAAGGAGGAGGAAAUGGAUGAGUUGAUGUAUGAAGCUGAAAACAAGUGCAGUUCACCCUAACUGACGGUUUCCUGUUAAAGAUGACUAAAGAAAUGAACAAAGGUUUGUUUAAAAAAAAA
Messenger RNA from Danio rerio (zebrafish), 2216 nucleotides. The record is from RefSeq and is a predicted model, not a curated record. NCBI's taxonomy places the organism in Eukaryota, Metazoa, Chordata, Actinopteri, Cypriniformes, Danionidae.